Molecule: messenger RNA, 1527 nt
Organism: Haemonchus placei
Lineage: Eukaryota; Metazoa; Nematoda; Chromadorea; Rhabditida; Trichostrongylidae
Source: the annotation of a GenBank genome assembly
GCCGCGACGCGACAAUUUCGUUCCUACUGUUUGGUGACUCAAUUGCAAGAUAUUGCUCCGAGUUACGAUUACGAUGAGAACACACCAGGAAACGGUUAUUUCAGGUCAUUAGUAUGCAUCUGCGAUACCACAGUGCUGCAUCUAAUCUCGCUUCAGAAGAGCGUAAGCGAGCAGCGUGGAUCUUUUGUUUUCCGUCUAGCACAUUACUGUAAGGAACUAGAAGCUUUCGCAAAUGUUGUUCAUUUCCUCAUCGACUCUUUACCAGUGUGCAUAGAAAAUCAAGCGUCUAUGCCGUCUCGGUCACUGUUCCCACCGUUGGAUGGCAAUUACGAUAAAUAUCAUGGAAUGUUGCGAGCUUUGGAACAGCUCGAUCCCACGUGUUUCUAUGGACGACCAUUGGGCUUUCAAUUCUCACCUUCUGUAAAUAGGAUAUUCCGAGUGAUAGGUAUCGUGCUCGCCUCCUAUAGUUUGUCAUGGGAAAAAGGACACGGUCCUAUCGGCUCAAUUAUAAAUACGGGUCGAUUUUUUCUGAGUCCAGAACAACGAGCAUCACGGAUUGUUAAGGUUACAAAAGAAGCAGACAUUGACUUUUGCAAAGGAUUCUGGAAUCUGGCAGAGUUGAGUAAUAACAUGCCAAAAUGGUUCAGUCCAAAUAUGGCCAUAAACGAGUUACGAGAAAUCAACUGGGUGGGUCCUAUUACAUUGGAGACCACCCAAGGAGGAAAAGUAAAAAUACCUGAACCAACAGCUCAUACAGGACCACGUCCAGUACAAAUACGUAUCCUAUCACCAGUACAUCGACCUCACAUGUCUCCAACGGGUAGUUCAAAUCAGCAACCAGCUUCACCUUAUAUAGUUUUCCAUUGCCAUGGUGGAGGAUACGUAGCUACUUCAAGUAAAUCACAUGAGACCUACCUCCGAAUGUGGGCAAAACUUCUAAACUGUACAGUGGUAUCGGUGGAAUACUCUUUAGCACCGGAGAACCCAUUUCCACGGCCCACCGAGGAGGUGAUGUUCGCCUAUGCGUGGGUUAUCAAUAAUCCACACUUAGUAGGGUGGACCGGUGAGAAAAUGUGUAUGGUUGGAGAUUCAGCUGGUGGCAAUUUGAUAAUGUCAGUAAAUCUUCGGCUUAUUGAAUUGGACGUAAAGAAGAAGCCGGAUGGUAUCGUUCCCGUGUACACACCGUUUUUAUUUCAGUAUCUACCUUCACCAUCUCGGUUACUAAGUGUAAUGGAUCCACUUCUACAUAUGGGAGUUGUUUUGCGAUGUGUUGCCGGUAUGUCUGACAGAAAAUUCUUUUCUGGUGGUUCUCAAUCGAUAGUAUCGUUGGUGCAAAACGUGAAGGAUCCCAAUGAACAAACGCACCCGACUGAAGCUGGAUCUUUUUUCGUAGACAAAGAAAAGCAGGAACGUAAUAUUGAGGAAGAAGUUGAAGAGGAAGGUAGCGAGGAGGACGAAGACACGCGGAGUGUUAGCAGUGUCCAUGUGGGUAAUCCUUUCAAUACUGAUUACUUUCCUAUAACUUGA